This is a messenger RNA of Hemicordylus capensis (graceful crag lizard), 354 nucleotides long. RefSeq names its product eukaryotic translation initiation factor 1b-like. Gene Ontology annotation, cellular component: eukaryotic 43S preinitiation complex. The transcript has a single exon. The record is from RefSeq and is a predicted model, not a curated record. Gene Ontology annotation, biological process: translational initiation. Gene Ontology annotation, molecular function: ribosomal small subunit binding; translation initiation factor activity; RNA binding. Lineage: Eukaryota; Metazoa; Chordata; Lepidosauria; Squamata; Cordylidae.
AUGCCCACUAUUCAGAACCUCCAACCUUUCAUCCCCUUUGCUGAUGCAACUCAGGUUGACAACUUACUCUCAGCAGGGGAUGAAGACUACAUACAUAGAAAGAUUCAGACACAAAAUGGCAGAAAGAAGCUAGCUAGUGUUAAGGGGAUUUCAGAUUACUAUGGCAAAAAGAAGCUGGUGAAAACCUUCAAAAUUUGCCCAUAAUGGUACUGUGAACAUCCUGAAUAGUGGGAAGUGAUCCAGUUGCAAGGUAACCAGAUGAAGAACAUUUGCCAGUUCCUCCUGGAGGCUGACAUUGUUAAGGAAGAGCAGUUGAAAGUUCAUGGCUUUGAAAAUGUGUCUUUGUUUAUAUGA